Molecule: messenger RNA, 4351 nt
Organism: Cololabis saira (Pacific saury)
Lineage: Eukaryota; Metazoa; Chordata; Actinopteri; Beloniformes; Belonidae
Gene: adprhl1
Product: ADP-ribosylhydrolase like 1
Exons: 8
Coding region: 233-3298 (1021 amino acids)
Biological process (GO): protein de-ADP-ribosylation
Molecular function (GO): magnesium ion binding; ADP-ribosylarginine-[protein] hydrolase activity
Source: RefSeq, a predicted model, not a curated record
ACCUGAUAACAGCUGCGCUCACUGCCACCCAACACACAAAAAAAGAGUUCUGCUGACAUUUCCCAUGCGACCGACUGCACAUAGAGGUAGUUAAGACGAACUAAAAAGAGCAGAAAGGAGUUCGGGAAGUUGUUUGUGCCAGGAGGAGCAAACUUAAUCCUAGUGAGGCAGCUCCAUGCAAGAGACCAUCUUUUCCUUGAGGUUAGAUAGGUAAGUCAGUGUGACCAAACCCAUGGACAAGUUCAAGGCAGGCCUGGUUCUCGGGGCUGUUGGGGAUGCUUUGGGCUUCAGAAAGGGGCGCUGGGAAUCCUGCCCAUCAGGGAAGAAGAUCCAAGAGGAACUGGUGGAUCUGGGCGGACUGGGGGCUCUUAAACUGGAUCCUGAUAACUGGCCUGUGAGUGAUGCAGCACUGCUGCAUAUGACCACAGCAGAAGCUCUCGUAACAGACUACUGGUGUCUUGAGGACCUGUACAGGGAGCUGGUGCGUCUCUAUGUUGAAGCCAUGGUGUGUCUCCAGGGCAGAGCUCCUAAUCCCUCCACAGUGGAGGCCUGUGCUCACCUCAAACCUCACAACUUCCUGCUCGCCUGGCAUACGCCCUUCAAUGAAAAAGGCUCUGGGUUCGGGGCAGCGGCCAAAGCCAUGUGUGUGGGUAUGAGAUACUGGCAACCUGAGAGGCUAGAAAACCUGGUGGAGGUCAGCAUUGAGAUUGGAAGGAUGACACACAACCACCCAACAGGCUUCCUUGGCUCUCUUGCAACAGCACUCUUUGCAUCAUAUGCAAUCCAGGGAAAGCCUGUUGUGACUUGGGGCCGCGACCUCAUGGAGGUCAUUCCUCGUGCCGAGGAGUACUGUAGAAAGACCAUACGGCAUAUGUCAGAUUAUCAGGAAAAUUGGUUCUACUUUGUGGCUAAGUGGCAGUUUUACCUUGAAGAGCGAGAAAUAGACAAGGAAGGACAGAACAAACCUACAUUUCCUGAUUGCAAAGAUGCUGAGGAGACAGACAGAAUGUACAAGCGUUGGAGUUCAGAGGGUCGUGCGGGCCGGAGAGGUCAUGAUGCCCCCAUGAUAGCUUAUGAUGCUUUUCUGGCUGCAAAGGGGGACUGGGCUGAACUCUGUAAGCGAGCUAUGUUUCAUGGAGGUGAGAGUGAAGCCACAGGUCUGAUUGCAGGCUGCCUGUAUGGUCUCAUGCAUGGCCUGAACCAGGUCCCUCAAGGCCUGUACAUGGACUUGGAUAAAAGAGAACGCCUGGAAGAGCUUGGGGAGGCCCUGUACAAGGCAUCAUCUGCAGAGAAAUGCAUAGACAAACCAGAUUGUCGGAAAACCAGAAUCAUCCCAGACCCCAGAACGCUGAAGAAGUUGGUCAGAGACCCGAAAUACCCUCCAGUGCUGCGAGGGAUUCUUGAAAGUCUCUUACAUUACCUAAUGCAAGAGCUGCCAAUGAAGGCCAGCGACAAUAGAAAUGCAGAGAAGACAGGAUCUGCAGUACAAAUGAAUACAAGAAGUACCAACUUUCCUUAUCAUCAAAAUGAGACUUCAGUGAAACAGAAGGAAUUUGAGAUAAGCAACAAUGUGGUUCAUCUAUCUGAAGUGGGAAAAGAGGUCCAGGCAAAGGCUGCUGAGGCCAGUUCCAAUGUCUCGGAAAAGUGCCGGCUGGAUAAACAAGAAAGGGAAGUCAAAGAAGACAAAAAAGCAGGAACCUUAAUAUCUCGGCAGCUCACCACAUUUCAUCUUCUCCAGUCUAAGUUCUCACGGUCCUCACCCAAACCCUACAUUACCCACCAGAGGGAGGUAGGAACUCUACCCUCCAGCAGAGGUGUUGAAGGCCAUGAUGGCCAUAGUCAGGACAGAGAACAUGAUACACACACCAGGGGCAGAUCUAAAAGAGAACAAGUACUAAAGAGACGUGGCAAUGUAAAGGAAAUAGUUGCCAAGUUUGCCAUGGCUGAGCAAAAAGAAGAAGGACCGAAAACUCUGAGCAAACAAUCCAUUAAGCCGAGACUCAUUGGAAGAGGGCUCCUCUUAUCUGCCCUGAUGGAGAGAUUUGAGACCGUAGCUACUGUAUGCAGGGGAAGUGACUUAAAAUGUUCACACAAAAGUGUCUCUGGAGUCAAGCUUUCAUCUAGCAUAAAAGAAAAAGUAGCUUGUAAUGAAAGAAAGCAACAACAGGUAGGUCAAGUUGUCCAAAAACAAAACCCAACAGGGCCGACAAAAUGUAAAUCUGCAGAGCAGUUAGGAGGAAAGGAAGACAGGAAUGGACAAGAACAAAGACUGAAUCAAGCAGUGCAAAUAAGGGACCAGCCCUCAGAUCAAGAGCGUCAAAGUUCAGGGCACCAGAUGAGGAGUCAAGAUAAUGAUACCAAUGCUGAUAGUUUGGAUUCAACAGAUUUGAGUGCUAAAACUGAGUUUAUUACUAAAAGGGUAAAAUUUGGAUGUCUAGAGUUAAUCCCUUCGUCAGUUGUGACAGAGUGGUCACUCCCACAAACUUACAGGCCGUUUCUGCAGGAAGAGCCUCCAGUGAACAUGCAUGUGGCCGCCAUCAUGACCCACGCUCCUGUUUGGUCCACAUGUGUAGAUUCUUCUCCUCAACAACAUCUGAAGGAAACUAAUCUUGAAACACCAGAAUGCCCAAAUCAGGACAAAUUACAGCAGAAAACCACCGACACUUCCCACAGAGACAUACAGUUUUCUUCCUCUAAGUUGGCUGCAGGUGAACAAUUUGAAACAACAGAAGACAAUGGCAAAAUAAAAAUCAAGGGAUGUUCUGUAGAACCGUUGAAUGAAGCUAUAACCGAUGGAGACUUAAACCUAUUAAGGCCUGGGAUCGUUCAAAGAGGUUUGUCUAUGUAUGUCAUCCCACACUUUUACAGAUUUGUUGGCCCACAUGGUGCUGAUCUGAGUAAUUCCACUUCUCAGUCAACGCCACACCCAGAAACUUCAACUCCUCUGAGUGCAAAUACACUUUCACAUUCUGAUACUUCUGCAACUACUCCUGGUACUGAUCCACACAUCUGUCUUCAUGUUAACCAGGGUGCAACAACAAGAAAGAAAUCAGCAGAAGAGCAAUCCCUAGAAAAAAUCAUGGCUACUAUAGAAGAAGAAAGUAGAAACACACAGAGCUUUAGACCUUUUGAGGACACUGCCAAAAAGGUUGCAUCAGAGGACAAUGACAAGUUUCAAUCUGACAGAAAUAGCACAGAGCUGAGACCAAAGUACAGAACAAUAAAUUAUGGGGAUCCUUCAGUCAAGCAAACAUAUAAACCCAAAAUCAUACGAUUUACAGACACAUUUACUUUCUAAAUUAGAAGCCAAAUAUUGUUUUUCCGUCACACCUGGAUAUAGAUUUAAUAUCAAGAUUUGGGCUGCUCUGAAUAAUACAUUUGAAACAAUGCAGUGCUGUAACAGAGCAAUUUCUCAAAUAGAAUUAAAUUGAGUAAGGACUCUCAGGGACCAUAUGCUUAACCUCUAAAAAUAUAUAUUUUCUGAAAUUUAAAGGCAUUGAAAGCCACAAUGCUAUGUAACUAUGUGGCUCCAUUUAGGCACUUAUUCUGUUCCCUGGUCUCUGCCAGUCCAAGUGGCCACAGCUUGAGUCAUAAAACAAAGCACUAAAUUAUAAAAAAAAAAACAGGACGUUAUUUCUUUAUUUGCUUCCAAGGGAUAACAUAUUAAAGCACAUAAGAACACGUCCACACCCCUGCACACAUUCAUAAUUUCCAGUCUCUCAUAAUGGCUUCACCAAGCUGCUUGGUAACUUCAUUCACGUUUCUUUCAGUCAUCCCAGACAGAGAGUAUAUAUGUUUUUAUGCUUAACAAACUUGAGGAGAUUAAUCGUUUCUGUGUGUUAGACACCACUAACUGUCAUUCUGUUGCUGGACACGCACAUACACACAUGAAAUAAUUUAACGUUGCUUAGAAAGGGACAAAGUAAGGCUUGUCCAGAGUAAUGGAGUGGUCAGAUGACUAUCGCAAAUAUGGUACAAGUUGGAAGCCAAGCCACUGAUCAAAUAACCUCUGCAGAAACAUGAGUAUGCAUUUGGACUUACUCUGGUAUGUGCACGACAGGACUGAAGCCUACACGUUGAUUUCAUGUAGGUCAAACAAGCUUAAGUAAUUUUUUUUUAGGUAGGGUGGUUCCUUUGUAUCUGCAUUGUAUCUGGACAUGCAGUUUACUGAACACACUCACACACACACACACACACACACACACACACACACACACACACACACACACACACACACGUACAUUUAGGAUUUAUGACUGGAUAUUUAAGUCAUUUUCAGCCCAUUUUUCAUGGUUGAAUACUUCACACUGUUGAUGUAUUUGUUAUUCAAAUAAAAUGUAGUUGUUUGUCA